AUGUCUGAGGAACUUCACACCGGCACCCACGCUCUACAAUGGAAUGAAAUAGGGGAGAGGCUUUCCGAGUUCAUCAUGGCGACUAAAGUUACCCAAGGGGAACUCGCAGUUCUAGAAGCCCUCCUCGCUACUAUGGAUGUGUUCUCCCUGACGGACGUCGCUGUUGUACCAAAGUUCUAUACGGGAUCGGACCAUCGCCUCCUCCGAGGAAGAUUUUCCUUCGCAAGGAGAGCAGAGAAAGUCGCCAAGUUCAGAGAGAGAAAUCCCAGGACUAUCAUCAACUGGGAUCUCUUCGCUACGCUAGCCGGUUUUUGGGAAGAUUCCGCAAUGGACAAUAUCGACGAGGAAUAUGACCGGCUUGUUGAACACCUUCACGUCUGCGCGAAGAAGGCUGAGAGUUUUAAAACCACCAAGAGGCGCCUGUCUCUUGAAACUCUUGAGCUGAUACGCCAGCGUGGAGCAGCACGAGCCGCAGGGGACCAAGAACUCACGUCCGCGCUCGCAAGGCUUUGCAGAGAGGCGAUAAAGGAAGAUCUUAAAGAGAGAAGAGCAGAAAUGCUGGCUGAAGCUGCAGAGGCGGGGAAAAGCAUCCGCUAUGCCCGUCGAGACAGGGCCAGUCGCAAGACGAAGAUGGCUGCUCUCCGGAACCCAGAGGAAACAAGCAUUGCAUUGAGAAGGGGAAUGGAGAAAAUCAUACACGACUUCUACUCUGAUCUCUUCGACAGCCAUGUCCACUUGCCUCCUCACCAUCUGAGGGAAGAUGGACAAGUCACUCCAGAGGUUCUUCCUUCCGAAAUACUAUAUGCUAUCAUGUCGGUAAGAAAUAGCACAGCACCCGGUCCCAACAGAAUAAGACCAGAACACCUGAAGAACCUUCCGCCAGUACUCAUCAACACCCUGGCGAGGCUCUUUCACGUUACCUGUCGGAAUGCAAGGUUCCUAAAAAGUGGAAGACCAGCAAGACCAAGAAAGAUUUCCCUUCACACGGAGAGAAGAGAAACCGCUGAGAUCAAAGAGUGA
Necator americanus (New World hookworm) is the source of this 1020-nucleotide messenger RNA. RefSeq lists its product as uncharacterized. The record is from RefSeq and is a predicted model, not a curated record. The transcript has 2 exons. Bases 1 to 1020 code for a protein of 339 amino acids. NCBI's taxonomy places the organism in Eukaryota, Metazoa, Nematoda, Chromadorea, Rhabditida, Ancylostomatidae.